This is a messenger RNA of Vanessa tameamea, 1977 nucleotides long. It is a transcript of the gene HDAC1, whose product is annotated as histone deacetylase HDAC1. Gene Ontology annotation, molecular function: histone deacetylase activity. Bases 172 to 1623 code for a protein of 483 amino acids. The transcript is spliced from 11 exons. The record is from RefSeq and is a predicted model, not a curated record. Gene Ontology annotation, biological process: negative regulation of transcription by RNA polymerase II. Gene Ontology annotation, cellular component: nucleus; NuRD complex. Lineage: Eukaryota; Metazoa; Arthropoda; Insecta; Lepidoptera; Nymphalidae.
AGAUACGAAUGAACUUGAAUGAAGUGUUUGAUUGCUGAAGUUAGUGGAUCAAGUCAAAGAAAGUAAAUGCUUGCAUCUCAAGUUCUUAUUUCAUGUUUUAUUUUAUAGUGUAAAGUAAAGAAUAACAUAAUUUAGUGACUAUUUUAUAAAUAAUUUGUUAAAAUUAACGCAAUGGCUAUGCAACCACAUAGUAAAAAAAGAGUGUGCUAUUACUAUGAUAGUGACAUCGGAAAUUAUUACUAUGGGCAAGGCCAUCCCAUGAAACCUCAUCGUAUACGUAUGACUCACAAUUUGCUUUUAAAUUAUGGACUUUAUAGGAAGAUGGAAAUAUAUAGACCACAUAAGGCUACAGCUGACGAAAUGACUAAGUUCCACUCAGAUGAUUAUAUUCGGUUUCUAAGAUCGAUCAGACCAGACAACAUGUCUGAAUAUAAUAAACAAAUGCAAAGAUUUAAUGUUGGUGAGGACUGUCCUGUGUUUGAUGGUUUAUAUGAAUUCUGUCAGCUCUCAGCCGGUGGUUCGGUAGCCGCAGCAGUAAAAUUAAAUAAACAGGCUUCAGAAAUAUGUAUCAAUUGGGGUGGUGGACUCCAUCAUGCUAAGAAAUCAGAAGCAUCAGGGUUCUGUUAUGUAAAUGACAUUGUUCUUGGAAUUUUGGAACUAUUGAAAUACCACCAAAGAGUUUUAUAUAUUGAUAUUGAUGUACAUCAUGGUGAUGGUGUGGAGGAGGCGUUCUACACUACAGACAGAGUUAUGACAGUCUCAUUUCACAAGUAUGGAGAAUAUUUCCCAGGGACAGGUGACCUACGGGACAUUGGGGCUGGCAAAGGAAAAUACUAUGCAGUGAACAUACCUCUACGGGAUGGAAUGGAUGAUGAUUCAUAUGAGUCUAUCUUUGUGCCCAUAAUAUCUAAGGUCAUGGAAACUUUCCAGCCCAGUGCAGUAGUGUUGCAGUGUGGAGCAGAUUCACUAACAGGUGACCGAUUGGGUUGCUUCAAUUUAACUGUUCGUGGACAUGGACGAUGUGUAGAGCUGGUGAAGAGAUUUGGACUUCCUUUCCUACUUGUUGGAGGCGGAGGAUAUACAAUCCGCAAUGUUUCCCGCUGCUGGACUUAUGAGACUUCAGUUGCACUUGGAGUAGAAAUAGCAAAUGAAUUGCCUUACAAUGACUACUUUGAAUACUUUGGACCUGAUUUCAAACUACACAUAUCUCCAAGUAACAUGUCUAAUCAAAACACACCCGAAUAUUUGGAAAAAAUUAAAAAUAGACUGUUUGAAAAUUUACGAAUGUUACCGCAUGCACCAGGAGUACAGGUACAAGCCAUUCCAGAAGAUGCUGUAAAUGAUGAGUCUGAAGAUGAAGAUAAGGUUGACAAAGAUGAAAGACUUCCCCAAAGUGAAAAGGACAAACGUAUAACCGGCGACGGCGAGCUGUCUGACUCCGAGGACGAGGGCGAGGGGCGGCGCGACAACCGCUCAUACCGCGCGCCGCAGCGUAAGCGCCCGCGCCUCGACAAGGACGCCACGCCCGCCAAGGACGACGCCAAAGCUGAAGACACAAAAGACGAUGUAAAGAAUAUAAGCAAUAUGGAAGAACCAAAGAAAGAGGUGCCGCCGAAUGCCUGAUGCGUGCGAUAAAUGACACCAGGAAGUUCAUUAAUCAGCAUACAGCUGAACUCCACUAAUGAUUUUUGAACACAGGUGUGUGCGCUAAUGUGUUACAUAUUUAGCGGUAAUAUUUUUAUUAUGAAAAUAUUUCUGUAUUGACUCGAAAGUGCAUAGCAAAUAAGAGUGAGUGUUAUCACUAGUUAGGCUACGAUUAAAUGAUAAGUGACUUUUAAACUACAAAACUGAAUAUGGAUAUCACAAAAACCACAGACAUGCAACAGAUAACCGUCAUUACAUUAGCAUCUUGAUCGUGUAGGGGAAUGUGAGGCACCAAAAUAUGCGAUUAUAUCUAGAUGGGACUAGAUGUAAAAA